GCGGCGGCGGCGGCGGGCGCGGAGCUGCGGCGGGGCCGGGGCCGCGGGGGCGGGAGGCGGCGGCGGCGUCCCCCCGUGCCCCAUGGAGGCGUUUCCCGGCGGCGCGCUGGAGCAGCACCGGCACCUCCCGGCCGUGGAGCGCCUGCCGGGUUCCCGCUACGGCGGCCGGAGCCACAGCGCCUGCGGGAACGUGUUCAACUCGUGGAACGACUACCUGGGGCUGGCCACGCUCAUCACUAAGGCCGUGCGGCCCGGCAAGGGCUUCGCUGACGAGCCCCCCGCCGUGGUGGUGGCGGCGCCGGCCGAGGAGGAGGAGGAGGAAGAGGAGGAAGAAGAGGAGGCGGCGGGGCCGUACUUCGAGGGCGCGCUGGACCUGCACGACCUGGAGCUGUGCGGCCACCACCACCACCACGGCGAGGGGCUGCUGGAGGAGCGCUUCGCCGACCUCAGCCCCUUCCCGGGCCGCGGCGGCCCCGCCGCCGUGCUGCUGGAGUGCCCCGGGGCGGAGGGGGCCCGGGCCGGCUCGCCCCGCGCCUGGGGCGGCGUGGUGGUGGCGGCGGGGCGGCUGCCGGCACACCCGCGGGCCGCCGGGCGGCUGCUGAAGCCCGAGCUGCAGGUGUGCGUCUUCUGCAGGAACAACAAGGAGGCGGUGGCCCUCUACACCACGCACAUCCUCAAGGGACCCGACGGCCGCGUCCUGUGCCCGGUGCUGCGGCGCUACACCUGCCCCCUGUGCGGGGCCAGCGGGGACAAUGCCCACACCAUCAAGUACUGCCCGCUGUCCAAAAUGCAGGCGGCCAAGCAGCUGCGGCACGCCCGGGCGGCGCUGGGCAGGAAGGGCCGCUAGGCUGCGGGGCGGCGGGCGGCUCCGGCGCGGUGUGGGCGCCCCGCUUCGGCUCCCUGGGAGCCGCUACGGAGGGCUGCGGGUGGUCGGGGAGAAAACAGCGUCCCCUGCCAGGUGUGAGGAGGGGGCGGCCCGGCUCCUCUGCCCGCUGUGGGGUCCCCCCCCCCCGCUGCCCUCAUCGCCCCGGGUGGGGAAGCGGCCGCCAGCACCCUCCUUGCCCCCCUGCGCCCGGUUGCUGCUCCUGCAGGAUGCCCAUCGGCAGCGCUGGGCUUCAUCAGGGUCGAGCCCCCAGCUUGUCGGGUCUUUAAGUAGCUGAGCUGUUUCCUUCACCCAUCCUAAAGCCGGGAGGGAAGUUGCGAUCGAACCCGUGCUCGGUUACUGGUGCGGCAGGCAGCACCUCCUCCCCUCCAUCCCAGCGCCCUGCUGGGGGCAGUGCCCCGCGGCCACCCGUGACCGUGGGCAGCUCUGGCCUCGGGUCCCCGUGCCCAGCGUGCAGCUUUAGCGAGGGUCUGAGAGGAGGAGGCAGCAAAGUGCUUGCUUGGAAACGUGAUGACUCUGGGCAGAGGUGCGAAGGGAGGCAGUAGGUAUGGCAGGAAAUGGGCUCUGCUGCAGCUGGUGUUUGUGACAGAAUGGCAGCAGCUCUUGAAGGGACCUGGACAAAGCUGAGCGCUGUGGCGAAGCUGUAGAAGGGGAGGGUCUUACGUUUUUUAAGAUGAGAGGGAAUGUGGCUUUAAGUCAUUGCAAAGUGGGAGGGAUCUACCCAUGUGAUUAACAAAUACCCUUUAGCUAGAGUAUACAAAAGGUAAGACCUGAGUUCUUAGUGCUGAGCGCUGCUACAGGGCUGUGUCACUUCCAGCCCUCAGGAGAUCGGGACCCGCUUUUAGUGCGAGUCAGAGGCAGGAGGAGGAGCAGCAGCAGGCUUGUAGUUCGCUUGGGGGUCCUCUGGACACGAGAGGCUCUGCUGUAGUUGGCUUUACGUAGGGAGUCACCUGGAAGCUGAGAAAGGCGAUGGGUCCUAGCAGAAAGGGGAGCUUGGAGAGUGAGAGGCAACUGUUGUUUGGGUGAAUUCCUCUUGAAAAGCUGCCCAGCAGGGUGGGAGAAUGCGUGCUGGGGAGAGGAUGGUCGGGAGUGGAGUCAGAGCAUGCAGGAGGGGCUGGGAAGGGGCCCGAGAGGCGUUACUUGCGCAGCUGCAACUGUGAGGAGGGAGGAAAGGGUUUGCUAUGGAAGUGGUCUCUCAAAUCUUCAUCGGAUGGCUCCAAAGAUAGCAGUAGGUCUAAUUAUCAGCUGCAAAGGGACUUGCAUUAAAUAACACUUCACUGUGGUGACAGCUCGCUGUAUGGCAGCUACCUUCCCAUUGUGCGAGGUCUCAGCUGCGCACCGUCUCUCAUUUGGGGGGCUUGCACUAUAGGCUCUUGUAAGCUGGUAGAAUUUAGGUAUGUUUGAUUUUGUGAUGUCUGUUCCACAUAUGUUUAAUCUGUAUCCACCACAGAUUGGAAUUGAGCUCAAGUGUAACGCUAUGGGAAGAAUUCUGUUUUGUAUUUUUGUUAGCUUCUUGUGGAAAUUUUGAAGAUGAGUAUAUGCGUUUUAAUCCAGUUGACUGUUUACGGACAUAAAAGCAAGAAAGACCUAAGAAAAGCGCUCCCAGGUGUUUUCUGAGGGGGCUCUGUGGGAGGUCUGCAACACACCCGUGCCUCCCCUGGUCUAUAGGGUAAGCUACCGCGUAGCGACUGUCCUAUCGCAAUGCCUGGGAGUUUGCCAAGCCACCAGAACGUCACCCUGCCUCGGAUGGUGGCGCUGGCCUCGUGCAGCGCCUGCUCCUUCCCUCUGCCUGUGUCAGAAGAAAGCUGCUCUUGUGUCAGCGGCUUCUGCUGCCUACGACUCCGAGUCUCCUGGUGCUCCCCGGCGCGGGCGGGCCUGCUGUGGAAAGGCCAGGAGCUGCCUGUGGCAGGCUGCGCGGUGCUGGGCGUGGGAUCCAGGCCCCAGCAGGAGCCCUUCUCCUUCUCCCCAUCUCUUUCUCGAUCUUUUGAUGCUGCUGGGGGAGCAGCAGCUGGAGGAGCAGCAGGAGCAGGAGCUGAUCGCCGAACUGCUUCACGUUCUUCUCCACGUUCUUCUCUCCUAUCAUCAGCACGCCGCCAUGAGCUUGCUGCAAGUACAAGAGACAAUAAAACAACCUUUGUCACAUUCAACCAGCCGCCUGCAAGAGUUUAAACAAACAAGCCUAGCACUGACAGUCAGAUUUACUGAUUCUCAAUCUUGCCAAGAGCUAAUAUGAAGAUGACAGCCAAAUGCACAGCUUCAUUUUAUAGUGAAGUAACGGCCAGGAACUACUCGAGCCUCUUUCCAGAUUCAGGAUUGCUGUGAGCAACUGAAGUGUCAUCUUUAAAACACUAACUGCAAUAAGAAUGUUCUUUCUAUUGAUGGACAUGGUUUUAUAAUGUAAAAAUACAUCCUUCUAUUAUCAGAAUUAAAAGCACAAAAGCAUCUCCUUAGAAAUGACUGAACCCUGCAAACAGAAAAUUCCUGACUGAAAACAGUUGUGGAAAUCUUUAGGUGUUCAAUGUCUCAGAAGACAGCACCUUGCUGUUCCGCCUACUGAAAUCAGAGGUAGAUACGACACUGGAUUACGCAACCCCACUGACGAUGGCCUUCAGCGUUCUUCACUACAUGAAGAAUUCUUCAUUUCCACCAAAACGAGUUUAAAAAUUCUAACCCAGCUACGUAUGAACAAAGCUAUCAAUACCAAACCAGACAGUCAAACAACGAAACAGUUCCUGAUAUAUUUUUUAAAAGCAUCUCCACCCUGAGAGCCCUCAGCCCUUCCACCAGCUGGCAGUCCCGUACGACAUGUUGUGUUCCAGUUUGCUCUCUGAGAUCGGCUGCGUGACAGUGCCCAUGUCCGGGGAGCACCAACACUCAGGGCGGAAACCAAACGAGCUUCUGAACAGGACAAGUCCAGCACUGGAAGAUGUGGUAUCUCAGGCUAAACGUCUUUGCUGUUACAUUUUUUUUUUUCCAGGCAGCAGCAAAGUAUAAAUGAACGUACAUAAUUAAACCUGGUUAAUGUACAUAAUUAAAAUAGGUUAUUCAUCAAAAAUAAAUAUCAUUCAUGGUG
Cygnus olor (mute swan) is the source of this 3956-nucleotide messenger RNA. It is a transcript of the gene NANOS1, whose product is annotated as nanos C2HC-type zinc finger 1. Gene Ontology annotation, cellular component: perinuclear region of cytoplasm. The transcript is spliced from 2 exons. Gene Ontology annotation, molecular function: mRNA binding; zinc ion binding. Bases 83 to 847 code for a protein of 254 amino acids. The record is from RefSeq and is a predicted model, not a curated record. Gene Ontology annotation, biological process: oogenesis; negative regulation of translation. Lineage: Eukaryota; Metazoa; Chordata; Aves; Anseriformes; Anatidae.